UGCUAAUAAGGGGGCGGUCUCUAGAAGAUUCCAGGGCUCGAGCCUCUGUCCAAACCCCUUACAUCUUAGGGAAACGGGGAUGGCACCCUCUUUUUACCACUACUUGCCAGUGCCCAUGGAUGAUCAAAUGAAGGAGGGCACCCCUCGAAGGUGCUGGCUGUGGUUGUUGGUGGGAUUCGUCAUGGCGGGCCUGAUAAUCGCUCUGUCCAUUUUCAUGGUCAAAUAUUACAGUGAAGCCUGCCAGAAUGGUCUCGAGCUGGAGAGGCAGUGCCACAAUGUCACCCAGCUCCUGAAGAAGCAGCUGAUCCAAGCCAAGGAGGAGAGUCUGGCGGCCGAGACCCGAGCUGACACCUGUAACCAGACUGUGGUGAAACUGAAGGCCCAGGAGCUGCAGCUACAGGCGCGAGUGCAGGAACUUGAGAGAAAUGUCACCGAAUUGAACCAAAGGCUGCAGGAGACUUUGAAAAAACUGGAGCGACCAAGAACGGAGAACACCCAGACCAUCCCGGCCAGCUCCCAGGCCACCAUCGUUCUGCAGCUGUCCAUGUGGCUCCUGCUCCUGAGCCUCGCCAUUCCGCUGCUCUGAGGCCCCAGGAGGCCAGAGGCCCCAAUCUGAACUGGUCCGGCUGCACCUCUGCUUUUCCCAGCGACUGUCCCUUGACCCAGCUGGUUACUGAGGGGAGAGGGGACGAGUAAAAGUGAAGGGGCCAUGGGGCAGCUGUGGAGGGGCCGUGGGGCAAUGGGGGAGGGGAGGCCAAGCAGCUGGGUGGGAGCGGGGCUGCUUCCUUGGAAGCCACCCUACUUGGGCCGGGGAUGGUGGAAGGGUGGGGACGCUGCCUCUUGCUGUAUUAGGGGUGGGUGUUGCUUUCCUCUGGGGGUCUUUGAGCUCCAAAAAAUAAACAUCUCUUUUGGGA
This is a messenger RNA of Marmota flaviventris (yellow-bellied marmot), 914 nucleotides long. RefSeq names its product bone marrow stromal cell antigen 2 (gene Bst2). The record is from RefSeq and is a predicted model, not a curated record. Gene Ontology annotation, molecular function: metalloendopeptidase inhibitor activity. Gene Ontology annotation, biological process: defense response to virus; innate immune response. Gene Ontology annotation, cellular component: cell surface; Golgi apparatus. NCBI's taxonomy places the organism in Eukaryota, Metazoa, Chordata, Mammalia, Rodentia, Sciuridae.